This is a messenger RNA of Carassius carassius (crucian carp), 2522 nucleotides long. RefSeq names its product serine/threonine-protein kinase NIM1-like. NCBI's taxonomy places the organism in Eukaryota, Metazoa, Chordata, Actinopteri, Cypriniformes, Cyprinidae. The record is from RefSeq and is a predicted model, not a curated record. Bases 808 to 2109 code for a protein of 433 amino acids. Gene Ontology annotation, molecular function: ATP binding; tau-protein kinase activity; protein serine/threonine kinase activity. Gene Ontology annotation, biological process: microtubule cytoskeleton organization; protein phosphorylation; intracellular signal transduction. The transcript has 5 exons. Gene Ontology annotation, cellular component: cytoplasm.
AUUUCAAUAAACAAAAACAUGUUUAAUAGUUUUAGUUAAUGAUAACAACACUGAACAUUAUGACGUAUUUUAACAAAUAUAAAAGCAGAUAUUAUGAACUGAUAAAACAGCAUCUGGCACAUGGAGAAUGUAAAGCCUCAUCAUUCACAUUGAGAGGUUGACGGACGAGUAAUAAUCAUAUCAGCCAAACCCCUUUAUGUGUCAUGGAGGUCCUGCAGUAAUCUCAUUAGUAAAGCGGUUACAUAACGUCUGAUCCCACGUUGUAGUCAGAGAUCAGCCUCAUUAAGAUCACUGACGAUCAUGUCUAAAAGGUUUUCUUCUGACCUCCUGUAUGAUUGUAUCCCACCAGAUCAAACAUGACAAUAUCUCCCACGAGUGUUUCAAAAGAAUCAGUGGUGCACAUGUUUGCUGGUCAUUCACCCUCCUUUGCUUGCGGCUCUUGGCUUUUGUUCGUCACAGGCAUCGUCUAGGACAGCGGGGAGGAUUAAGAGUCAUGGACGGAGAGAGUUGAAGACUUCCCUGGAGACAGGAAGACUAUCCAGGAGAAACCACAUCAAUGCUUUUUAUUCAUGCAGUUACAGAACAGGACAGAUAAAAUGAAUGCCAGGCAUAUGUGACCUUAACAAGAACCUAAUGUAACUUUUUUUAAUUUAUAAAAGAAGCUAAAUAUUAUUGUUCAUUCUUUAGAACAUAAAACUUAAAAGAUAUGAACGUGUGGACAUAUUCGUUGACUUCUAAUCUUAUAAAAAAGAAAAGCAGCCAUGCAUUGGCCUACUACAAGAGCACAGCGCCUUAAGCAGUUGAAAAAUGCCUGCAAAGGCAAGUCAGGUGUUGCCACAGGUGCAUCGGCACAACAUUUACACUGUGACGAACAGCUCGGAAUGUGGGUCAGAGACGGAAGAGGAUGGAGACCCUUCCAAGCGCCCGACACCCCUGGAGAAGUUAACCCUGGAAAUGUGCAAUGACGAAGAUACCAUAAAAGAACUGACAGUGGGCAGAAGGGUGGGAUUCUAUAAAGUCCGUGGUCAGAUCGGCUGUGGCAACUUUUCGAAGGUCAAACUGGCCAUCCAUGCACUCACCAAAGACAAGGUGGCUAUUAAGAUCAUGGAUAAGAUGAGGCUCGAUCUGCAGACUCAGCGGAUGCUGUCCCGGGAGAUCUCUAACAUGGAGAGCUUGUAUCAUCCAAACUUACUGCAACUCUAUGAGGUGCUAGAGACGCCAAGUCGGUUGUACCUGGUUCUGGAGUUCGCUGGAGGAGGAGACCUCCACACCAGAAUCAGCUCAGGAGGAAAACUUUCUGACCAAGAGAGCAAGAUUGUAUUCGCCCAAAUCCUGUCAGCAGUCAAAUACAUGCAUGAGAACAACAUCAUCCAUCGAGAUCUGAAGGCAGAAAAUGUUCUUUAUACAACCAACUCCUGCAUAAAAGUGGCUGAUUUUGGCUUCAGCAAGAGGGUCAACAAUCGAAACCAAGCCCUAGACACCUUUUGUGGUUCUCCUCCUUAUGCAGCUCCAGAACUCUUCAAAGAUGAGUCUUACAUCGGGCCACCUGUGGAUGUGUGGGCAAUGGGCAUCCUACUUUUUUUCAUGGUGACUGGCACAUUGCCUUUCCGCGCAGAGACUGUGGCUAAGUUGCGCCAAAGUGUGCUGGAGGGUGCCUACGUCCUGCCAACCUCGGUAUCAGCUCCAUGUCAGAGGCUGAUCAGGGGCAUCUUGAAGCCAGAACCUUUGGAGCGAUGUGCACUGGACCAGAUGCUGGGCUGCGAGUGGCUGCUGCCGGUCGAACUCUUCCGGCCUAUUCCUCCCUUAUACCAGCUCAACCCCGUCCAUCUAAUAGAGGUCAGCCCAGUGGAGUUAGACAGAGACCUCAAAGAGGUAAAAGGUAUCCUGGAAAAACUCGGAGUCACUCAGGAACAUAUUCUCAAUAACCAAGGAAAGCGCAUCCGCAGUCCUAUUACAGGGGUUUACCGCAUACUACUGCACAGAGUUAAAAGAAACAAUGGAGCUGAGUCUGUGCCUAUAAUCAGUGGAGUCGUCAAAGAUCCUAAAAGAGACAGUCUCCGUGCCUAUAAGAACCUACGGCACUCCUCGAAAUUGUGUGUGCUCUCUUAAAGGCUAAGUUCAUCCCUUUUAUUCAGUCUUUUUAUCCAUACUACAAUGAAAGUCAAUCGGGUCCAAAACAAUACCGGACCCCAUUGACUUUAAUUAUAUAUGUUCAAAAUGACACUUCAAAAUAUCUUCUUUUUGUCUUUCACAGAAUAAAGAAGGUACGGUACAUAUUUUGGACAGGAAGAGGGUUAAUAUGUGAAGAAAGUUUUCAUAUCUGGACAAAUAAACCAUGUAAUCAGCCUAAUACUAUUGGAGUUGUGGCAUUUUAUAGACCAAAUCAAUGAUAAACUAUGUUAAUUCUUAUUAAAUUAAACAGUACUUUUAAAAUAGUUUCCUUUCAGUAACUACUUGCACAAGAAAGUUUACUUAAUUGUCAGUGGCUUAACUUAUAAUAUUUAUGUUUCAGUCAGCCAGCU